This is a messenger RNA of Phytophthora infestans T30-4, 2379 nucleotides long. RefSeq lists its product as uncharacterized. The record is from RefSeq and is a predicted model, not a curated record. The transcript has 2 exons. Lineage: Eukaryota; Oomycota; Peronosporomycetes; Peronosporales; Peronosporaceae. Bases 1 to 2379 code for a protein of 792 amino acids. Gene Ontology annotation, biological process: lipid metabolic process.
AUGGCGGCCGGGGACACGCUCACGCCGAUGGAAACCAUCGAGGGCACGCCCAAGAAGUCGUGCAAGCUGCAGCCGCCGAGUCUCAAGCGAAUUGUGCUCAAUCCGCGCGCAUACCUGACGCCGUUCGUGGUCUUCAUCAUCUUCCACCAUCUGCCCAUGUUCCUGGCCUUUGGACUCAUUGACAAGCCACACGAGGGCUACGAAAACUGCGACAGACUUAAGGACCUUUUCCGCUGGCUACACGUAGCCUUCCUCUUCCACCUGAUCCUCGCUUGUAUGAUGUUCGCCAGCGUCGUCUACACGCUGUCUACUAAAGUGUACCACGAGCGUCGACCAGAGGGCUGGCUAAUCCUUACGAUUUUCUUGGGUUAUUGGGCAAAUCUGGGCUGGACGCUUUAUGGUGAGGCUGCUAUGCGCACCGACACGAGUGUCUGUGGCGAUACGAACUGGGAGGAGGUGCAAGACCGCGCCGACUCGAUCGGCUACUUCCAGCACUUUGACUCUGUAUUUACCGUGGCUAUUAUCAUGGCGGGGGCCUGUAUGUCGUACAUGUGUGGUGUACACAGCGGAGAUGAUGCCGCAGAGGCCGAAAAGCGCUGGCAGAAGCGCUGUUUAUGCUGCUUCCACACCUUCACGUGUCGUAAGACAAUGGAAUACGAAGGAGACGACGACGUGUUUGAGACUUUGGGGCGUGUAUUGGGUAAAUUCUUCGUGGUGCGGUACAAAACCAACCGGUACGAAGGUUUGAGCUUCACGGACUUGAAAUUCAGCUUGGAUUUGGUGUCCAAAGUGCAGAAGGAAGAGCGUGAACACGAAACUGAACGCAGAGCUGAACUCGCAGCUCAGGGGAUCCCCACUGUACAGCAUUUUGCCCCUGACGAAGAGGAGAAACGUCUCAGCGACUUGGCCUUCUAUUGCAAGAUGGCUAUUGGCAUCUACGGGUGGCCCAUUUACGUAUGGUACUCUCCGUGCUACUGGUUCCGGAUCUUCGGGUGCUUUAAGAAACCCCUAGAGGAACAAGUGUUUGAGCACGACAAUUUCUUACACGGUAAUCGUGCCAGUUUCGUCAACUAUACCGGUGUCAAGGACUCGGAUCUUGUAUACCUCAAUUGCUACAACUUCGUGUUCCAAGCGCCGUAUUGCAUCGUCAAGGACAAGACACGCAAAGAACUCAUCAUCAGUGUGCGUGGCAGUAUGUCCUUCUACGACUAUGUGACGGACGGCUUGGCUCAGAUUGUGCGUAUGGAGCCUAGCGAACUCCCAGACGACAUCCCGUACUCAUUCGACACACGGACACACUACGGGAUGCUACGAACAGCACGGCAGAUAUUCAAAGACCUCCAGGAGAGCACUCGUAAAGCUGUUUUUUGGGAUUUUGCGAUGGCCAAGUGCUCUGCUGGAGGCCUCAUGGAUGACGAGGACACAGACUGGAAAGUGGUGGUCUGUGGCCACUCCAUGGGUGCUGGAGUGGCCUGUAUCCUUGCCAUUUUGUUGCGUAAAAUGUUCCCCAACACAAAGGCCUUUUUGUAUGCGUCACCGCCACUGUUUGACCCAGAGACGGCAGCUUGGACGAGGACGUUCGCGACGACUGCAGUGUAUGGCGACGACAUCGUGCCACGUCUUUCUAUUGCGAACAUGGCUCGACUACGUGACGAGAUGGCGAUUCACUACGAUGCUGUGGCAAAUGAACCCUUGUAUAAAGUGAAGUACGGCGUGCAUGGCAAGUUAAAAGAUUUGAAAGAAGAGCGGCAACAACCAGUGGCAGCAGCUGGUCCAGAGUCAAGCAGUCGUGGAGUUCUUGGAGGACUCCCCACUGUGUUAGAAACGGCAAAUUCGUUGAACACGGGUACGUCGACGAUGAUGGAUACAAGUUCAAGUUCGUUCAUCAAUAACUCGUUUGUAGGCGGAUCAUUGACGCCAACAGACUUUGGAGCUUCAGGUGUUAACGUCAUCAAUCGCCCUUCACGCGACUUGAGUAACGCCACGAUGAUUACGCUGCCACAGGAAGACUCGAGUCAAGAAGUGGAUGUGCCCGGUGAGAUUGUCCAUAUUCAGACCGUGAAGAUGGCACGUCGCUGUGGUUGCACAGUGUUUCUGGGCGAACAAAAGCUACAGUACACAUUGCGCGAAGCGAGCUACUUCCGCCGUAUUUGGGUCACGCCUCGCUCGGUGCAAGACCACUUGUUCCACCACUACGACCGUAAGAUUCGCUAUCUUGUGAACGAUUGCAUGGACUUUGAGACGCCUGUGGCCGCUCAUCGCCCCAGCGCUAGCGCUAGUGCGAGAACGUCUUGGGUCGACGACUCGGAACGAGACAGUAAGGACAAGGCGCCCGGCACGCCCCAGACGGGUUACAAGGACAUCGAAGCGGUCGUGUAA